UCAGCUGUGCCAUCAAGAUCAAGAUCAGGAUCAGAAGAGUGUAAACAACCCUCCUCGGCCUCACCAGCCCCCAAAACACUCCAGAAGAACGAUCCUCCCCACACCCCAACAAACCAACAGCCCUUAAAAUAUUGAAGAAGUCCUCAUCCCCGCGGCACCAUGGGCGACGAGGAAAUAAUCAGGAGGAGGUUGAUGAUUGAUGGAGAUGGAACUGGAGAUGCAAGACUUAUGAUGAUGUUUAUGAAGCAGUUCAUCAAAUGGUGUAGCACAGAUGACACUCCACAAGAAAGUCAGAAUCAGUAUGAUCGUCUUCUGACACAACUGGCAACCAUAGAACAUUCAUCUCUAAAAUGGAAGUCUAUUGUGGAUAUGAAUAAUGAAGAAAUCAAGAAUUAUGAACUGCUGAGGGAAGAGACAAGUACUAAUGUUGAAAAGGCUUGUACAGCCAUUGAAGAAGCAAAGCAGGAACUUGAAGAAGCCAGGCAAGUGCGACGUAACCGAUUAGAGUAUGAUGCUCUGGCUCGGCUGAUCAAGGAGCACCCACCACGAUCAGAUACAGCUAACAAGUUGGCCCACCUAACACAGCACCUUCAUGCACUCAAGUCUAAAAGGGAUCAGCUGGAAGAAAAGAUCAGUUUGAGGCAGAAGCAGCUCCACGUUUUGGUCACAUCACUGCAUCAGUUGAAACAGACACUGGCUGAUGAUAGUAUUACCUCUGCUUCUGAUGAUCUCUGUGUUAUUGAUGAGGUGAUUGACUUAACAGGCCCAGCGCCUACAGUGACUCUAAGUGAUUCAGGAAUGGAUACUGCCUAGACGUACCUUGGCAAAUAGCAUUUACUACAUACAGGGUUAGGAUUAAUAGUGCCCUCAUCCUCAUUUCUUGAUGCAAAAUAUAUGAUCAAUAUGUUCGUAAAAUUGUUUUAUUUAGUGCAUACAAAAACAUGUAUGCAUAUAUGCAUUAAUAAAGUUGCCAUAUUUAAA
This is a messenger RNA of Eriocheir sinensis (Chinese mitten crab), 981 nucleotides long. RefSeq names its product THO complex subunit 7 homolog (gene thoc7). The transcript has 5 exons. Gene Ontology annotation, cellular component: THO complex part of transcription export complex. Gene Ontology annotation, biological process: mRNA export from nucleus; mRNA processing. The record is from RefSeq and is a predicted model, not a curated record. NCBI's taxonomy places the organism in Eukaryota, Metazoa, Arthropoda, Malacostraca, Decapoda, Varunidae. The coding region runs from base 160 to 813 and encodes 217 amino acids.